GUGUGUGUGUGUGUGUGUACUGCACACCGCAGCGAGCGUGUGCAUGAACGUGUGAACAGAUUUAGAAGUGAAGUGGCAGCUUCUUUUUUCUUCUUCUGAGAGGAAGUGUAUUUUCUCGCUGGGAAGAAAAGACAUGAUGAUGAUGAUGAUUAUAAAGACGUUAAAGAUGAUGAUGGGUGUCCCUCGACCUCCACGGGCUCAGGUGAGCCCCGGGCUCCAGACUGAGUGCUAGCCAUGCUGCAGCAGAUUGAGCCAUCGUCCAGCACCCUGCAGCUGGUUGCCAGUGAUAUGAGCGACAUCAUGGACAAUCUGGACACCCGCGAUCUCGAUUUAGGCGAUGGAGAUUAUGACACGACAGACACCAAUGCACCUGCAGAGGGUUUGCCUUUUAAAGAGAUUUACAACACAGUGGGUUUCAAGGAGACAGAGGCCAAAGUCUACCUUUCCUCUCCCAUCACUGUCAAAAUCCUGGAGGUGGAGCGUUUCACCUCAGUUCAGGACCGCUUCAACCUCACCACGCAGAGGAGCGUCAACAAGUCAAUGCCAGCUGUGUAUAAAAUUGAGAUGAAACAUGGAGAGUUUACAUGGUUGGUGAAGAGGAAGGAGAAGCACUUCAUCGAUCUCCACAGAGAACUGAGAACAUACAAGACCUUCAUGAAGAUUCCACUUCCACGCAGUCACACGGUGAAGAGGAACAUACCGUUGAGGAGUGAGGUGAGCCAGAUCCCAGAACUCCCCAGAGGAGGCGAUGGCGAACUGGACAGAGGAGUUUCCAGUCGAAGGAAACAACUGGAAGAUUACUUGAAUACUGUGCUAGCGAUGCAGAUGUAUAGGAACUACCACGCUACGAUGGAGUUCAUUGAUGUUAGUCAAUUGUCUUUCAUUCACGACCUGGGACCAAAAGGACUAGAGGGAAUGGUGCUGAAGAGAUCCGGCGGCCAUCGGAUCCCCGGCAUGAACUGCUGUGGUCGCAGCAGAAUGUGCUACCGCUGGUCCAAACGCUGGUUGGUGGUGAAGGACUCGUUUCUGCUGUACAUGAAGAUGGAUUCAGGCGCCAUCUCCUUUGUAAUGCUGUUUGACAAAGAGUUUGGCAUCAAGAUGGACUCCAAGGACACGGAUACCAAACACGGCGUCCGUGUGGACAGUCUCUCCAGGUCUUUGGUGCUCAAGUGCAACAGCUACAGACAUGCCCGCUGGUGGGGUCAGUCCAUUGAAGGUUUUGUCCAGAAGAAUGGCUCAGCCUUCCUCAAAGAUCACCGCUUUGGAUCUUUCGCUAGAGUGGAAGUGAACAUCCCUGCCAAAUGGUACGUGAACGGGAAAACAUACAUGGAGGAUGUGGCCAAUGCUCUCGAAGAAGCCAAGGAGGAAAUCUUUAUCACCGACUGGUGGCUGAGUCCAGAGAUCUUUUUGAAAAGGCCAGUUGUUGAAGGAAACCGAUGGCGUCUCGACUGCAUACUAAAACGCAAAGCGCAACAAGGAGUUCGAAUCUUUGUGAUGCUCUACAAGGAGGUGGAGUUAGCUCUGGGCAUUAACUCAGGAUACAGCAAGAGAACACUGCUGCGCCUCCACCCCAACAUCAAGGUGAUGCGCCACCCAGACCACGUCUCCUCCGCUGUGUACCUGUGGGCGCAUCAUGAGAAGAUCAUCGUCAUUGAUCAGUCGGUGGCCUUUGUGGGUGGGAUUGACCUUGCUUAUGGACGUUGGGAUGACAGGGAACACCGGCUCACCGAUGUUGGGAGUGUGACGCUCUCUCACUUGGAGCAGGCUGCAGCUGCCUCUCCCAGCAUGGCUGCCCAAGCCAACGGCAGUGGUACGUUUUCCCAGAGCAACGGAAAAGGCGUAUUCACUGUGGCAGACUCGAUGGACCAGCCAAGGCUAAAGAGUCACGGGAGGUUGAGGAGGACCAGGAUGAGCAUCAGAAGACACCUGCAGAAACACGGGCUGGCCCAUCCCGAUAGCGACAGUGACCUGGAGCACGAAGAGUCCUCUGACCCAGUGCAAAAUGAGCCUGCGGGGGUCAGAGAGUUGCAUGGGAACACGCGAUUCUGGCACGGGAAAGACUACUGCAACUUUGUGCACAAGGACUGGAUUCAGCUAGAUAAGCCUUUCGAUGAUUUCAUAGACAGGCACAAAACUCCCAGAAUGCCUUGGCAUGACAUCGCCUCAGUGGUUCAUGGGAAAGCAGCUCGGGAUGUGGCCAGACACUUCAUCCAGCGGUGGAAUUUCACUAAGCUUGUGAAGCCAAAGUACCGCUCCCUGUCAUACCCAUAUCUGCUGCCCAAGUCUCACACCACUGCUGGAGAACAGCGAUACCAAGUCCCCAACUGCAUCCCCACCAAAGUACAGAUCCUGCGCUCAGCUUCAGAUUGGUCUGCUGGCAUCAAAUACCAUGAAGAGUCCAUCCACAAUGCCUACGUUCACGUCAUCAAGAACAGCCAGCACUUCAUCUACAUAGAGAAUCAGUUCUUCAUCAGCUGUGCCGACAACAAAUAUGUUUUCAACCAGAUAGGAGACGCGAUUGCAGAGCGCAUCAUUCGUGCGUACAGGGCGGGUAAAACGUAUCGUGUUUAUGUGGUGACGCCGCUGUUGCCGGGCUUUGAAGGAGACAUCAACACUGGAGGCGGCAGCGCCAUCCAGGCUGUCAUGCACUUCAACUACAGGACCAUGAACAGAGGAGACCACUCCAUCAUUUCCCAGCUCAAGAAAGAGAUGGGAGAUAACUGGAUAAACUACAUCUCCAUCGCUGGUCUGAGGACUCACACUGAUCUGGAGGGGAAGCUCGUCACUGAGCUCAUCUAUGUCCACAGCAAGAUGCUCAUCGCGGACGACAACACCGUCGUCAUCGGUUCUGCCAACAUCAACGACCGGAGCAUGCUGGGAAAGCGGGACAGUGAGGUGGCGGUGAUCGUGGAGGACUCGGAGAUGGUGGACUCGGUGAUGGACGGAGAGCCGUACAAGGCGGGAAAAUACGCCCUGCAGCUCCGGCUCGAGUGCUUCAAGACGAUCCUCGGCACUUACACAGAUCCCACCAUCGAUGUUUCGGAUCCAAUCAGUGAUCACUUCUACAAGGAGGUCUGGAUGUCCACCAGCGCUCGCAACGCCUCCAUCUACCAGCGAGUUUUCCGCUGUCUGCCAUCCAGCGACGUCCGUAACAUAAUGGAGUUGGAGGGCUACCUGGCCAAGGCCGGCCUGGACAAGGAGGACCCGGCUCGGGCUCAGGAGGAGCUGAAGAAGAUCCGUGGCUUCCUCGUUCAGUUUCCUCUUCAGUUCCUGUCUGAACAAAACCUGCUUCCACCCAUCGGCUCCAAGGAGGCUAUGGUGCCCAUGGAGGUCUGGACCUGAGGCAGAGGGGGCACGUCUGUGUUCGUUGAGUGGAAGGUGGAUAGAAAACACUCUGACGCCAUUCUGGAGGUCUGACGGGGCUCUGACCAAAAACAGAUGAGGUCAUGCUGGAGCUUUUUAAAUGUUAUGAUCUCUGUUUCACAUCAUAGAUUAUAGCUCAUGAUUGCAUGUUAAGAAGACAGCAUCUCCCUGAGUUG
This is a messenger RNA of Maylandia zebra (zebra mbuna), 3539 nucleotides long. Its product is annotated as phospholipase D1. Gene Ontology annotation, cellular component: intracellular membrane-bounded organelle; plasma membrane region. The record is from RefSeq and is a predicted model, not a curated record. Gene Ontology annotation, molecular function: phosphatidylinositol binding; D-type glycerophospholipase activity. Gene Ontology annotation, biological process: phospholipid catabolic process; regulation of vesicle-mediated transport; intracellular signal transduction. NCBI's taxonomy places the organism in Eukaryota, Metazoa, Chordata, Actinopteri, Cichliformes, Cichlidae.